GACUUGUUUGCUAGUAAACUUAAAGCGCUGAAAGACUUGUCAUCUUUAUGCUGGUUUCAGAAUUGAGGGCUGUGCAGUUUUAAAGAAGGAUGAAAGGAAGCUGCGGCAAGCAUGGAAAAAGGAGAACGAAAAGAAGCAAAGUAGGGCAAGGCAGAGGCGGCGUGAGAGGGCCAGGAAGAAUUGGCGCAAACUUUACAGGGGCGUGGUUUGGAUCAGAAGAAUGAGGUUGAUGUUCUCCGAGCGCAGCGUCGGCCAUGUGGUACUGUUUAUGAUUUACAUUAACGAAAGUACGGAGGUUUUAGACGAGCCGGAAGCUAGCAGAAACGAAGAGGAGCCAGCCGAUGAUGACCUGGCAUUAGCUUGGCCUCAAACAGAAUUCAGCUUACCUCGAUUAUUUAGCGGCAAUUAGUA
This is a messenger RNA of Enterobius vermicularis (human pinworm), 411 nucleotides long. Lineage: Eukaryota; Metazoa; Nematoda; Chromadorea; Rhabditida; Oxyuridae. The record is from the annotation of a GenBank genome assembly.